AUGACUUCGUUAAACGAACCUAAUGUCGAUUUUCACCUAAAAUUAAACCAGCAGCAGUUUAACAUUCCUUCCGAAUUGUUAAAGCGAAACUGGGAUAAAUUCAACAACCUAUAUACAAGCUAUUCAGUAGAGCUACAGGGACAAUUCGCUACUUUGAACACUUUACUUGAAGAUCCAAAUAAGGAUGAGCAAUCAAUAGAAAAAUUGAAUGAUAUAAUCAACACAGUGAACAUUUUGCAGAAGAGACUAUCGCAACUACAUGAUAAUGAGUUAACAAUUUUAGAAAGGAUUGAGAAGAGAGUAGAAUACUUCAAGCAGUUUGAAAGAUUCAAAUAUGAUUCUAACACUGACAAGCUUCUAAAAUGGUACAGGUCAUACACGGAUUUGUUAAUUGCCGAUUAUUUGGUAAGGCAUGGUUCGAAUUCUAUAGAUCAUAAAAACAAGAUUGCAUCAAACUCUGGCAUAGAGUUUAUAAAGACUAGGGGAUUAGAGGAUUUGAUUGAUUACGAAGUUCUCAUAGAAGCUAAUCAGAUAUCUAUGGAACUUAUAGAAAAUAAAAACCUUCGUCCUCUAUUAGAGUGGAUUGAAAAUAACUCUGCGCACUUGACAGAAAAAGGUUCGCAUUUACAGUUCCAAGCGUUAUUGCAGGAGUACAUUGAAUUAGUACGAUGUUCCGAUUAUAAAGCAGCAAUCAGGUGCUUCCAAACACACCUUGCCCAUUUCGCAAAUAUAUAUCCCAAAGAACUAAAACUGGCAGCGGGUAUUCUUGCUUUCUUCAAAAGCUGCCUCAACAAUGGUCGUGACGACGAAGUAACAAACGAACAAAAGUUGUUUCAUGCCUAUUUUAGAAAACAAAUGUAUCGACCACAUCCGUUGUCAUCAAUUUCUUCUAGUAACGUUGUUCACAAUGCUGAAUUAUGUCGAUAUGGUCCAUUAUUGGACCACGAGAGAUGGGAAAGUUUGAAUAAAAUGUUCCUACAUGAAUUUUACUCACUCUACAAAAUAUCUUACCACGAUCCACUAUUAAUAUAUAUAUCCUUAGGAAUCUCUUCGUUAAAAACAAAGGAUUGUGGUCACACCAUUUCCGCGCAACUAAUCCCUCAUGAAAAUCCGGAAGUAAAUGAAUACAUUAAAUCUAACGUUGUCAAUACAGAUUGUCCCGUAUGCAAUCAUGACAUAUUCCCUCUAUCUGAAAACUUACCAUUUGCCCAUCAUAUCCAAUCGAGUUUAUUUGAAAAUCCAGUAAUGUUGCCAAAUGGCAAUAUUUACGACUCUGAAAAGCUAAUAUCAUUAUCUCGAAAACUAAACAAAAUGGGGUACACUAAACUUAAAGAAAACCAAGUGAUGGACCCUAUUGAUAAAUCAAUAUAUGCUACAACAGACUUUAUCAAAAUGUAUCCUACUUAG
This is a messenger RNA of Kluyveromyces lactis, 1407 nucleotides long. It is a transcript of the gene FYV10, whose product is annotated as glucose-induced degradation complex subunit FYV10. Lineage: Eukaryota; Fungi; Ascomycota; Saccharomycetes; Saccharomycetales; Saccharomycetaceae. Gene Ontology annotation, biological process: proteasome-mediated ubiquitin-dependent protein catabolic process. Bases 1 to 1407 code for a protein of 468 amino acids. The record is from RefSeq and is a predicted model, not a curated record. Gene Ontology annotation, cellular component: GID complex; cytoplasm; nucleus. The transcript has a single exon. Gene Ontology annotation, molecular function: ubiquitin protein ligase activity.